UUUGCUUUAAGCUAUUCUCACAUUAUUCGGUCAGUGAAAGUAGUAGGGCUUGUUUAGUCAUUCUAUUGAAGAACUGUGGGAUGACAACCUUCCCAAUACUGCUGCAUGGUUCAGGCUAAGCUUUUGCUUAUAUUCAAAAUUAUAUUUUAGAUGUGUUCCAUUGACAUUGAGGGUGAUAUAGCAUAUUUAAUUAAUAAUUAGUCUCUCAGUAGUCAUGGACGCACAAAUUCAUAUACACUGAGGAAUUGAUCAAGGCAAGCCAUGUCCCUUGCCAGAAUAUGUUAAGCACCGGUAUGCUUCAUGCGGACUUUAGUCAAUUUGCUAUUGUCUUGAACAUAUAAAUAGACAUGAAUUCUUUUCGUGAGUUACUGAACCAUGGAUUCUUUUCUCCAAUUAAUUGCCAUUGCUGUCUGUCUCUCCUUAAUCUUUUGCUGCAAGGUAUUGCUUAGAAAGGAAAAGGCUAAUGUAGGUGGCAAGACUAGAAUGGCCCCUCAACCAGAAGGUGCGUGGCCAAUUCUUGGUCACCUACACAUAUUGGGCGGCAGUGAUCAGCUUCUUUACCGAACACUUGGAGAAAUGGCUGAUAAACAUGGACCUGCAUUUACAAUCCGCCUAGGCCAUCGCCGUGCUUUUGUGGUUAGUAGCUGGGAAGUGGUAAAAGAAUGCUUCACAACUAAUGAUAAGGCACUAGCUUCACGUCCUACUACAGUAGCUGCAAAGCACAUGGGUUACAAUUAUGCUGUGUUUGGAUUUGCACCAUACAGCCCCUUCUGGCGUGAGAUGAGAAAAAUUGCAACACUUGAACUUCUCUCAAACUACAGGCUUGAGAAGCUCAAGCAUGUUCGCAUUUCUGAAGUUGACAUGGGGAUAAGAGAACUAUACAGUUUAUGCUACAACAAUGGCUCCAGUCCUGUGCUUGUUGAACUUAAACGGUGGUUUGAAGACCUGACACUUAAUGUAGUUGUUCGAAUGGUGGCUGGAAAACGUUAUUUUGGUGCUUCUGCUGUCUGUGAUGAUGGCGAGGCAAGAAGGUGUCAAAAGGCAAUAAGUCAGUUCUUUCAUUUAAUUGGUAUUUUUCUUGUUUCAGAUGCACUUCCAUUCCUUUGGUGGUUAGAUGUACAGGGGCAUGAAAAGGCAAUGAAAAAUACGGCCAAGGAGUUGGAUAAUAUACUUGAGGGCUGGCUCAAGGAGCAUCGUCAGAGAAGGAUUUCUGGUGGAAUAAAGGCUGAAGGGGAGCAGGACUUCAUUGAUGUAAUGUUGUCCCUUCAGGAAGAAGGUCACCUCUCGAAUUUUCAGUAUGAUGCAGAUACGAGUAUCAAGUCUACCUGCCUGGCACUUAUCCUUGGUGGCAGUGAUACGACUGCAGGGACACUGACAUGGGCCAUAUCCUUACUUCUGAAUAAUAGUGAGAUGUUGAAGAAGGCUCAAGAGGAAUUAGACCUCCAGGUUGGCCGGGAAAGACCAGUUGAUGAGUCAGAUAUUAAAAAUCUUGUGUAUCUUCAAGCCAUCAUCAAAGAAACCCUACGCCUUUAUCCAGCUGGUCCUCUAUUGGGACCCCGGGAAGCCAUGAACGACUGCACCAUUGCUGGCUAUCAUGUCCCAGCAGGCACCCGCUUGGUUGUAAAUGUGUGGAAAAUUCAAAGAGAUCCAAGGGUGUGGUCAAAUCCAUCUGCAUUCUUACCAGAGAGAUUUCUCACGAGCCAUGCUGAUAUUGAUAUUAGAGGUCAACAAUUUGAACUUAUUCCUUUUGGCUCGGGAAGACGGUCAUGCCCUGGUGCUUCAUUUGCUCUCCAACUUCUUCAUCUGACACUUGCUCGUUUUCUUCAUGCAUUUGAACUGGCAACUCCUUUGAAUCAACCCGUGGACAUGACGGAGAGCCCAGGUUUAACCAUUCCAAAAGCCACCCCAUUGGAGGUUCAACUUAAGCCGCGUCUCCCAGCUAAUGUCUAUGCCUAAUAAGCUGGGUUUGGAGGGUGGUUGAAGAUGUAACUCAAGUGAAAUAAGACCAACUAUAAUGGAACCUUUUAGUUGAUAUCAUGAUAUGUUCUGUUAUGUUUUACACUUUCUUAUUUCUAUUAACAAAGCAUCGUCUUUUACUUAUAAAAUCUUAAAUUCUAAGAUCUCCUCUUUGUGAUGCUUUUGGUCUAAGACUUAAUUAGGACAACUGAGAAAAGACUGAAACUCGGAUGACAUAAAAUAGUAUCCCAAGGUGGGAAAGAAAUCCAAGAGGAUCAUGCCUUCAUGGUAAUUUGGUUUAUGAUCUAGGUAUUUCAAAGGCCAUUUGGUAC
Durio zibethinus is the source of this 2288-nucleotide messenger RNA. RefSeq names its product xanthotoxin 5-hydroxylase CYP82C4-like. Gene Ontology annotation, molecular function: monooxygenase activity; iron ion binding; oxidoreductase activity, acting on paired donors, with incorporation or reduction of molecular oxygen. The record is from RefSeq and is a predicted model, not a curated record. NCBI's taxonomy places the organism in Eukaryota, Viridiplantae, Streptophyta, Magnoliopsida, Malvales, Malvaceae.